GUGACUCGUGACUCUUCACCAAUCACGGCGGAAUCCAUCAAGCCCACGCUCUGCAGAGUUGUCAUCUACCUACAGAAGGAGAUGUCGGGGGACACGUGUCUAACCACCACCCUUUGUCCAGCUGCAGGGCCCAAGCCCAAAACUUGCAGCUUCAAAGGGGGCAGCCUUGGUAACAAGUAUGUGCGACUAAAUGUUGGGGGCUCUUUAUAUUACACUACCGUACAAGUUCUGACCAGGCACGACACAAUGCUUAAGGCCAUGUUCAGCGGCAGAAUGGAAGUGCUCACAGACAAGGAAGGCUGGAUCCUUAUAGACCGUUGUGGGAAGCACUUCGGAACAAUUUUAAACUAUCUCCGAGACGACACAAUUGCACUUCCAAAACACAGGCAGGAGAUCAAAGAGUUGAUGGCAGAAGCCAAAUAUUAUCUUAUUCAGGGCUUAGUGGACAUGUGCCAAGCAGCCCUGCAGGACAAGAAAGACUUGUAUGAACCUGUCUGUAGCAUCCCUAUUAUCACAUCUCCAAAAGAGGAAGAGAGACUGAUAGAAUCAUCAAUGAAACCCGUUGUUAAGCUGCUCUAUAAUAGAAGCAACAACAAGUACUCCUAUACCAGUAACUCAGAUGACAACUUACUGAAGAACAUAGAGCUGUUUGACAAACUCUCUCUCCGAUUCAAUGGCAGAGUUCUUUUCAUUAAGGAUGUUAUAGGGGAUGAAAUCUGCUGCUGGUCUUUCUAUGGGCAGGGCCGGAAACUUGCUGAAGUCUGUUGUACCUCUAUAGUGUACGCUACAGAGAAGAAGCAAACCAAGGUUGAAUUCCCUGAGGCACGAAUUUAUGAGGAAACACUAAAUGUCUUACUAUAUGAAACACCACGGGUUCCUGAUAACUCUCUGCUGGAAGCAACAAGCAGGAGCCGAAGCCAGGCAUCUCACAGUGAGGAUGAUGAGGGUUUUGAACUUCGUGACCGAGUGCGCCGAAUCCAUGUGAAGAGAUACAGCACCUAUGAUGACCGUCAGCUUGGCCACUAGCAUAUCAGCUGAGGAAAAAGGGUUUGGUGGCAAGGCUUGUAUCGAUAUUCUUUGAGGGAGAUCAGGAAGUAGGGAGGGAUCAGUUGGACUCUGUGGAUGGAUCUUCAUUUGGCUUCUUGGCUCCCUAGAGAAGGAAUGGUAAUUUGACCGCACAAAGCAACACUAAAGGCCAAGGGCUUUCGGAACUAAGAUGUUAAUUUUGCACCAAGUGCUUUAAAUACAGACUGGCCCCCUUUUCAUGUCACGUGAGGAAUGGAAUUUGGAACACCGACUCUGACAGUUUGUGGUUGCUCUUUCAUAUCUAAUGACUUGCCAGUUUUCUUACUUCCUGUGAGAAGUACAGCUUUUCUUGAAUGCGAUGGCAUGAUUUGCAAAUCUUUUUCCAGUUAUCUGCCCUUUUAGGGUUUUAUAUA
Messenger RNA from Phaethon lepturus (White-tailed tropicbird), 1439 nucleotides. It is a transcript of the gene TNFAIP1, whose product is annotated as tumor necrosis factor, alpha-induced protein 1 (endothelial). Gene Ontology annotation, biological process: protein ubiquitination; negative regulation of Rho protein signal transduction; protein homooligomerization. The record is from RefSeq and is a predicted model, not a curated record. NCBI's taxonomy places the organism in Eukaryota, Metazoa, Chordata, Aves, Phaethontiformes, Phaethontidae. The coding region runs from base 82 to 1026 and encodes 314 amino acids. The transcript is spliced from 6 exons. Gene Ontology annotation, cellular component: Cul3-RING ubiquitin ligase complex. Gene Ontology annotation, molecular function: ubiquitin-protein transferase activity; protein binding.